This is a messenger RNA of Podospora pseudopauciseta, 1376 nucleotides long. RefSeq lists its product as uncharacterized. The record is from RefSeq and is a predicted model, not a curated record. The transcript is spliced from 4 exons. Bases 324 to 1376 code for a protein of 350 amino acids. Lineage: Eukaryota; Fungi; Ascomycota; Sordariomycetes; Sordariales; Podosporaceae.
GCACCGUCUUGUUGGCUUCACCCCUACCAACUAUUUUUUCCCCCCACGCCGCGGUCUUCAAUCAUGGCCACCAACCCGUAUUUGCGCGGGCCAGGGGCAUACCUUUGGUAUUUUUGGACUGCAGCGCGGUUUUACUACAAAGUGCCCUUCCCUAUCUAUUAUAUCUGCUCAUUUCCCUCCUCGUCUUUUUCCCUGCCUCUUUGCCCUCUGCAUUUCGGUGGUACAUAUAUAUUCUAAAUGGAACUUGGAAGAGAGACGUCGCCGGGCUAAACAGCUUCUUAAAGUAUACGCUAAAGAGCGCCGCGCCGGUACUACUGCUGGUAAUGAUAGCAAUUCAUCACGCAAUAUUUAUCCCAGAGUCGAAAGUAAGCGCCUCUGGUGUUAACGGUUAUGGUGCAGCUGUUGAGCACACUGAUAUCCAAGCCGACAGUAUCUGGGUCGAUCUCUGCCGCAACUGUCGUGUUGCGAGAGAUGCGUGCAAAGCAUUUCUUGAGGAUUAUGUGAUUCGGUCUAUCAUCAACGUUCCGACCCUUGACUCAGCAGAAGAGGAGAAGGAAAAACAAUACGUAACAACCGCACUUACGAUCUCAACACCUUGCUUGCAUCAAAGAAUAUAUCAGCAUUCAUACACCAUCAUCCUGGAUAUCGCGUCAUUAAUCGACACCGACUCGAAUGAGUUGACUGUGUCGCCUACCCAACAGGCUCCCUCCGCCUCGGUCCCCUCCUUGUCUUGUCGAUUUGGCUUUGUGGUACCUGAAAUCCCUCCAGCGUCAACUCCGACUUCGGUAUUGCGUUCGAGUAACAAGCGCAGCAGGCCGCCAUCCGAAUUGCCAACACCAGAAAAAUGCAAGUGGUCUACUGAGGAGGAUAAUAAGAUUAUCAACCUCCGGGGCCAAGGGAAUAAAUGGGACGAUAUCUCGAAGCUCCCUCCAGGACGGAGCUCUGUCAGUUGCCGUCUUCACUACCCAAACUAUUUGGAGCAGCCUGAGCGGGAUGAAGAGCGUAAGAAUGAGUUUGCAAGGAAAUACGAGAGGCUGAAAUCUGAGAUGUGGACCAUACUGGCAAAGGAAAUGCAGGUCGCUGAGGCAAUGAAUUGGAAACUAGGCAAGAUUGAAAUGGUGAGGCGGGCGGGGGUGGUUCUGUCUUUACAAUAUCACCGGUCUCUAGCCGUACGCGAGAGUCUUCCGUCGAGAUCUUCUUCCACCGAGCCCCUCGACAACGGCUAUGGACCACCACCACUGCCGACAACCUCUGCCCAGGUUACCGAGACUCGACGGGAGCUCCUAGUGCCAGUCCCAUCCACAGGGCUACCGUCAGACCUUGGCUUUCGCCACCGGGGUACGUAUCAUCUGAGUGUAAAUGGAAAGCGGGGGUAA